This is a messenger RNA of Cercopithifilaria johnstoni, 2292 nucleotides long. The record is from the annotation of a GenBank genome assembly. NCBI's taxonomy places the organism in Eukaryota, Metazoa, Nematoda, Chromadorea, Rhabditida, Onchocercidae.
AUGAAUGAGGUGGAGCGGGUGAAUAUAGUAUUGUUGCUAUUGUCGGUAUUAUCAUUACCUGUUACUAUUAAUGGUUUAUCUGUACCACGACAUCCGCAACAGAUGAAGCAGGUAACAAUACAGGUCAACGGCUACAGACCAACGAUUAAUGAUGACUACAUAGCAGUGUCUAUGCCUAUAGAGCCCGGAUAUAUUGUUCGCUUCGAGCCGUUCGCACAUGCUGAUCGUAUUCAUCAUAUAUUGCUGUACGGUUGUACUUAUCCGGCUUGGCCAAAGCCAUUUUGGAAAGGAUUUAGUGUAUGCCGAAGCUUCGAUUCACACAUUCUAUAUGCAUGGGCAAGAAAUGCACCCGACUUUCGUUUGCCGCAAAAUGUUGCAUUUAGCGUUGGACAUGAUUUCGAUCCUAUAAAAUAUUUGGUAAUGCAAGUGCAUUAUGCACAUCCAUUCGUGGGUAAAGUAUUAGACUAUUCUGGUGUUACCGUUCAUAUGAUUGAUGAAAGGCCUGAUUAUUUAGCUGCUGUGUUACUUUUCUUGUCUGGAACUUCAAUACAACCCGGAUUUUCUCACUUUCAAAUGAAUAUAAGUUGUAUGUACAGCAGUGAUACACCGAUUCAUCCAUUUGCAUUUCGCACUCAUACGCACAGCAUGGGACGAGUUGUUUCAGCAUUUUAUAAACAUUCUAAUAAAUGGACAAUGAUUGGUAAACGGAAUCCGCAAUGGCCUCAGUUGUUUCAACCAAUUGAAACAAAUCUUACUAUUUUAAACGAUGACUUAAUGGCUGCUAUUUGCGUUUAUGAUUCAUCAAUGAAGAAAUCUGUUGUACGGAUAGGGAAUACAGGUGAAGAUGAAAUGUGUAAUUUUUAUAUGAUGUUUUACUGGGAUGCAACAUCACAGGAUCCAUUUCCUGAUGGAGCAAUUUGUGCUGCACAAGAUAAACAGAAGCUUGUAAGUGAAGAAUAUCCAGUUGAAGGCACAAUUCCUCUUCAACCUCAUCCAGAUUGGGAGCAUAAAGCACAUCAAAGCAAAUUGUUUGGAGUCAUUGAAAGAAUGGUAGCAACAUCUGUUGGUGGCAUUAAACUUGGACAAGUCACUGCACUUAGUUUUGAUUCAUUUGGAAAUUUGAUUAUAAUGCAUCGUGGUAGCCGAGUUUGGGACUCGAUGUCAUUUGAUAUGGGAAACAAUUUGCGAGAUAAAACACCUAUUAGCGAAGAUGUGAUUUUAGUUACAUAUUCAAAUGAUUCAAAUUGGACGCUAUCAUUACGUAACAAAUAUGGCCGUGAGAAAUUCUACAUGCCACAUGGUUUAACAGUUGACCAACAAAAUGAUUAUUAUACAACUGACGUCGGCUCUCAUCAGGUCAUCAAAUGGUCACUUUCACAUGGCUCACUAUCGCAAGUUUUUGCAUUGGGUGAAAAGUUUGUCCCUGGAGACGAUCAGAAACAUUUUUGUAAACCAGCAGGUAUUGCGGUCACUGCAGAUGGAAAUAUUUUUGUCGCUGACGGCUACUGCAAUAAUCGAAUCAUGAAAUUCGAUCGAAAUGGACAAUUCUUAACUCAGUGGGGACAAUCAAGUUAUAAUAGUAUGAGUGGUAUAGCGAGCCUACAUCUGGGCAUCUUUUCGUUACCACAUGAUAUUGUGGCAAAUAAUAAUGGUUCACUGUUAUAUAUUACUGAUCGUGAAAAUGCUCGAAUACAAAUAUUUCGGAGUGAUGGGCGGGCAGUGGGCCAGAUUGUUAAUCCAGCAAACAGCACAGCAUUUGGGAAUAUUUAUUCAGCUGAUUAUCACAAUAAUAUACUAUACUUCAUUCCCGGUAGACAACAAAACGGUCUACCUAUACGUGUAUUCAGUGCACAUUUGGGAGCCUCUCGAAUACAGUAUUCAUUUGAACCAAUAAAUCAUCCGUUCAAUCGACCGCACACAAUUCGAGUUUCCAGGGAUGGACGAUCUAUCUACGUUGGAGAAUUGGGUCAAGAUGGUGGUCGAGUUUUGCAGUUUAUAAUAAAUAGAGAUGAAAAUCAAGAUAGGAAUAAUAUUGAUUCUUUGUCACCAUUGUCAGUAGGUCGAACUCCACAGUUCCCGCUUCCUGCUACACUUUUGGUUGUGUUUGUUGCUUUACCACUACUGAUCUUUUUUGCAUACAGACGAAAGAAGUUUAUGCGAAUAGGAAAGCAGUAUUCAGUUUUAAAUCGCGCGGGCUUCAAGCCUCUACGAACGGAUGAUUCGGAGACAUCGAAUGACGAUUCAGAUGAUGACAUUAUUUCUUCUCCGAAAAAAAGCAAUGAUAGGUUUUAA